UGCUAGGCCAUUUCCAACAAUCCCCAAUAACAAAAUCCAUUUGGGCUCUUUUUUCCCUUGUUCUUUUCCACCCCAAAAAAGAGGAUGUUUCGACCUCCUUUUGUACUAGUAUCUGUAGUUUCUUUCACGCUACUAAUUGCACUUGUCAACUCACACACCGAAUCGGGCGAGUGGAGCUGCGAGUCAUCUGAUUCGGGCACUCAAAUCGUGGCUCAGUUUCGACCUGGUGUUGUCACUCUUGAUGGGCACCCAGAUGAUUGGCAAGACAUUGGUGGGUUUGAAUUUUCUCUCCUUCCUGCUCUUGACCCUCAUGAAGAUGAUGCUUAUAAGGGUGGAAAAAUGACUCUUAAGGCACUACAUGAUGGUAAAGAUGUGUUCUUUCUGUUGCAAGUUGAUGGAGAAUAUGCUUAUUCCAAAAGCAAUAAUAACAAAUGUCCUUCUGUUGCUCUCAUGUUUCAGAUUGGCGAGAAUGCUACUUAUCAUAAUAUGGGUGGUUGUAAGGCAUCUCCCGACUCUUGCACCAAUAAGACAUGCCGUGGAUAUGAAGUUGACCUUAUGCAUUUCUCAAUAGGAACUGCUAUUCCUGGUCGUCUAUAUGGUGGAAACUUGUUAGACGUUGGAACCGGAAAUGACAGGUUUGGUCAUUUGGUCGAUGUGUAUGCCUGGAACCCACAUUGUCGAUACCUUGAUGGACAUGGACCCGCAGGAGCCAAUAAUACUGCUGAGAAUGAUUGGAAAGGAGCUUGGUGGCACAGCAGCCUCAAUAUUCACUCAGGUUUUGUGGAUGAAGACAGCCCAUAUGCAUCAAAUGGACAGAAAGGCACAUAUUAUUUUGAAUUUUCACGACCAUUGAGGACUAUGGAUCGGUUUCAACAGGAUGUCCAGUUCAAGAUUGGCGAGACGAGCAAGUUCUCAGCUGCUUUUUGGUAUCCAGUGGACGGUAACCCAUGGCAUGGAUCAGGCCAUUAUACAGUCAGCUGUGAUUGGCUACCGUUGGAUUUAAUCUCCGGAGGAUCUGUGCUUUCUGCAACCAAGUCCACCACAACAAGCUCCUGGGACGCUGCUGUUGCCUUUUCUCUCUUAUUCUCCGUUGUCGCUUUCUGCUUAUCUGUUUUUGUGGGAUAUCGUGUCUCUAUGCGUCAAGGUGUGCCGUUUACUCCCAUGGACGACCGGCUUUAGAUCGAUAGCAAUUUAUAUGUUGUAUUUUAAUAUUUUUUGCCUUCUCUUUUUGUUGGUUUUGAUUGGGAUCUAUUCUUUGUUACUAUUGAAAUGUACUAAAUUUGUUAUACAACAAUACGGUUCACUCAUUAGUCAUUACAACAAUAGGGUUAACAAUGAUCUAAUUUAAUGUUUAUAUGCACAAACUUUAGUUUUCCACUGUUCAAAGACCCAUAUUGGGUCAUUUGUCCGAAGAAGCAAGGGUAUUAAUAGGUCAUCGAGUGACCCAUUCUCUCAAACGGUCAUAAUUUUUUUUUUCAAAAAACUCUUCAGGUAAUGAUUGCUGGGUAUAAAAAAACAAAGAGAAAUAUAAAUCUUCCCUCUGAUAGUGUUUCGA
Messenger RNA from Amaranthus tricolor (Joseph's coat), 1555 nucleotides. RefSeq lists its product as uncharacterized. Lineage: Eukaryota; Viridiplantae; Streptophyta; Magnoliopsida; Caryophyllales; Amaranthaceae. The transcript is spliced from 8 exons. Gene Ontology annotation, molecular function: heme binding. The record is from RefSeq and is a predicted model, not a curated record. The coding region runs from base 85 to 1179 and encodes 364 amino acids.